AAACAGUUCAGACGGUUGGAUGAGGAAGUAGUGAUGAUGAGUACAUGGGUGUGGUUGCUUAGCAGUUACCCCAGCAGCCUUUCAGAAGACACAUACAGAGAAGUAUCGCGGAUGAUGAAUCUGUGGAUAAUUCUCUGGACUCAGGCACCUCACAGGAUGAAUACUAAGAUUUAUUUGGCUUCCUUGACCUUUCUCCUGUUUCUUAUGUUUAAAGUGUCAAGGGCUCAGGCUACCAGCUCCACAGAUCAAAUGGACUCUAUAAACAGCAAUAUGGAAAAUUUAACAAUGCCCACAGCUCUGAAUCCCACUGGAAGAAGUGUACAAAGCAGUGUGACUAGAGAUGUCGACCUCUCCCUGGAAACUUCCCCUGCUGAACAAAUCACCGACCACCACAUUAGCACUAGCAGCCCAGUGAAAGUUAUCAUCACAAGACCAGUAAUAACGAUUUCAUCAGCUCCCAAAGAGAAAACAACAAUUCCACAAACAAGGUUCACACCCACUCCAGUGACAUCCUUCAAAUCCAUCACUGAGAACAUCACCAAAAAAGAGACCCAUCAAGUUGUUGCCUGGGAUACAAAGUGGGACCGAGGUUUCACCUAUGAUUAUGAGUCCCUGCGCCAUGCUGGACUAUCCAUUUCAGCAGUACUCUUCAUCAUGGGCAUAAUGGUCAUUAGUUGUGGCAAGGUCUGUCGGCUGCCCAAGUGUCACAGGAGAUCAUCAAAGUCAUAUGUAGUGCCCCAAGGAUAAAGAGAAAGAGCAUGUGUACAAUGGCGCAUGGACAGAGCUGCAAGAAACAAGUCAGAACUCCAACCGGAGAAAAACACCCAACCAACACCUGGCAUCUUGUGUGCGCAUGUGGACUGACUGUAUGCUGCUGAGUAACAGUGUCAUAGAAUAACACUGAAUAAACACAUAAAACAUGAAUAAUGCAGAAAAGUGAAAAAGUCGAACCAUCACCCACUUAAUCUUUGUCAGUCAUUUCUAUACUUUGUACUUUGUAAGAGUGCACUAAAAAGUAAAGUGAUUAUUUUGGCAAAUAAUGAAGAGAUGAUUCAUGUUUUAAUCACACCUUCAGCCAUGACGCAGGCUUCUUUCUAACGACCUUUGUAACUUAAACCUGGUAACACAGCCAUAGGCAAUGUCUCACAGCCAGGAUUAUUAUGAAAGGUUAUGAAGAAUAACCCCAUAGCAUCCCAUAUUUGACAAUCUCGCACAACACUUACGUUCUAUCAGGAUCUAAAAAUGAAACCGUAUCACGUCCUCUUCCUGCACACUCUUUGCAAUUUCAAUCUCAAUAAAAACAUGAUAUUUAGUAAAGGGUGUCAAAGCCUCUUAGUGGCUCUAUGCUUGAAAGUGAGUAAAGCUCUAGAUUAAACAG
This is a messenger RNA of Xiphias gladius (swordfish), 1378 nucleotides long. RefSeq names its product FXYD domain containing ion transport regulator 5 (gene fxyd5). Lineage: Eukaryota; Metazoa; Chordata; Actinopteri; Istiophoriformes; Xiphiidae. Gene Ontology annotation, biological process: regulation of sodium ion transmembrane transporter activity. Gene Ontology annotation, cellular component: membrane. The transcript has 10 exons. Gene Ontology annotation, molecular function: sodium channel regulator activity. The record is from RefSeq and is a predicted model, not a curated record. The coding region runs from base 34 to 747 and encodes 237 amino acids.